CCUCUAUCCUCUCUCUCUCUCAACCCAAGCUUCACCUGAAUCUCCUCUCCCUCUCCCAUGUAUUUUUACUAAAUACACCAUCUAUUGUUCAUGUAUACAUGUUUGUAUAUUUGUGUAUGUAUGCAUCUGUUCCUACCUUUUCUGUCUCUUCCCCAAAAUCCCGACGAAUUCUAGUUUUUCUUGAAUUGAAUUGAGCUGUAUAUCCUGCAUUAGAAAAGGAGAGUAGGGUUCUGUGUUUAAUCUAAACAAAGAAGAAGAAAAAGGAAUGGAUCAAGUCUCACGCUCUCUUCCUCCCCCGUUUCUGUCUCGAGAUCUUCAUCUGCAUCACCCACAUCACCAGUUUCAGCAGCAACAACACGCGACUUCAAACCACCAAGACGACCACCGCGUCGGCGGCAUAAAACGCGACCGCGACAACCUCAACGUUAACGACAACUCCGCCGCAAAAGAGCAGGUCGCCUCCGACGGCGGAGGAGAGAGCGGUGGCGGCAGCGGAGGGGAGCAGGUCACGAGGAGGCCACGUGGUAGACCAGCGGGAUCCAAGAACAAGCCCAAGCCACCCAUCAUCGUAACGCGGGACAGCGCAAAUGCGUUGAGGUCCCACGUCAUGGAGAUCGCCAACGGUUGCGACGUCAUGGAGAGCGUCACCGUCUUCGCACGCCGUCGCCAACGCGGCGUCUGCGUUUUGAGCGGAAACGGCGCCGUUACUAACGUCACCAUCCGUCAACCCUCUGGCGGCGCCGUCGUCAACUUGCACGGACGCUUCGAGAUUCUCUCCCUCUCUGGCUCAUUCCUUCCGCCUCCAGCCCCACCCGCAGCAUCAGGGCUAACGAUUUACUUAGCCGGUGGUCAAGGUCAAGUAGUCGGGGGGAGCGUGGUGGGACCGCUCAUGGCAUCGGGUCCGGUGGUUAUUAUGGCAGCUUCGUUCGGAAACGCGGCGUAUGAGCGUUUGCCGCUUGAGGAGGAAGAUGAGGAGCAUGCGGCGGUUGUGGCGGCGGUUGAUGCAAACGCGAAUUUGGGUUCUGCGGGGGGCGGGACGCAAACGCAGCAGCAGUUGAUGCAAGAACCGUCGUUUAUACAAGGAUUGAAUCCGAGUCUUAUUAACUCGGUUCAGUUACCAUCUGAAUCAUACUGGGGAACGCCUCGACCAUCUUUCUGAUCAUCAAAAGACUGGUUUCUAUAAUCUCGGCCAUGAAGGUUAUUUCAUUUUCUGCUACAUUACAUUUUCUUAUUCCUCUUCUUCUUCUCCAAAGAUUUCGUUAGGUCUUGUUUAUGUUAAAUUAGAUUACGUAUGUGGAUGAAUCUUUGAAAGAUUCGUCCGCCAAGAAGCGUACGAAUCGGACAGCGACGUUUUCGGGUUCUAAGUAAGGAGGGUUUGUGUUUGCCGUUUGACUGAAUGAUUAUAAACUGUUGAUUUCGAAUGCA
Molecule: messenger RNA, 1425 nt
Organism: Tarenaya hassleriana
Lineage: Eukaryota; Viridiplantae; Streptophyta; Magnoliopsida; Brassicales; Cleomaceae
Product: AT-hook motif nuclear-localized protein 22
Exons: 1
Coding region: 266-1159 (297 amino acids)
Biological process (GO): vegetative to reproductive phase transition of meristem
Cellular component (GO): nucleus
Molecular function (GO): minor groove of adenine-thymine-rich DNA binding; DNA-binding transcription factor activity
Source: RefSeq, a predicted model, not a curated record